Molecule: messenger RNA, 870 nt
Organism: Amphimedon queenslandica
Lineage: Eukaryota; Metazoa; Porifera; Demospongiae; Haplosclerida; Niphatidae
Exons: 1
Coding region: 1-870 (289 amino acids)
Biological process (GO): establishment of protein localization to organelle
Cellular component (GO): lysosomal membrane; plasma membrane; late endosome membrane
Source: RefSeq, a predicted model, not a curated record
AUGGCCGCCGGGAAGAAAGGAGUUGCUCUGUUGUUUCUCUUCUCUUGUCUCGCCCUUGCUGCCUCCUCUUGCACUACUGGCGGGGGUAUAUGCUUUAAGUACUUCGAUAUCAUUAACAAGACCGAGAACAAAACUCAGCCGUGUCUUUUUCUUGACGCGGAGAUCAAUAUCUUAGUGGCCUAUAAUGACUCAACUGGCAAACGACAAAACGUUUCUUUGGGGGUCAACUGCUCUACCGUCCAUGUCAGUCAGAGUGAAAGCUUUUGUAACGAGCCCUACACUAACAACAAGAAGAAUAUGAGGCUAACGCGUAUGAAAGCUUACUGGGGCACCGGAGAUGAGGAGGAGGAAUGGGCUCCAUUUGAUCUCAUGAUUGAAGCUAUUGAUCUCAAAGACAACAAGCAAUGGAACAUUAGUGAGAUAGCAGUCUCGAUAAACGUGAGUGAUAUCUCGGACUAUAAUGCUAGCAGUUUCACUGGCAAUGAGAAUGGAAUUAUCAGUGGUUAUUACACAGGAGAUGAUAAGAACCACGAGCUAUUUGGCACUGUUGAUUACAAUAAGUUCUACUAUUGCAAAAGUCAACUGACUUAUUCUCUAAAGAUGAACACCACGGCUAAUCCCCGUGCUUCGUAUUUUGCUCUCAGCCUCAGUAUCAAGAAGCUGAGGGUACAGGCUUACGGAAACAGUAAAGGCUUUAGUGACAAGUGUUCGGAUUGCUAUCAAGAUAGCACUGGUAAGGCUUUUAUACCGAUUGUGGUGGGGUCUGUCAUUGGUGGGUUGGUACUGGUGGUUCUUGUGUCUUAUAUUGUGGGACGGUUUAGAAACCAUUAUAAGAAGUCGUCAAGCACUGGGUACGAGAAACUCCAAUAA